This is a messenger RNA of Zymoseptoria tritici IPO323, 2031 nucleotides long. RefSeq lists its product as uncharacterized. NCBI's taxonomy places the organism in Eukaryota, Fungi, Ascomycota, Dothideomycetes, Mycosphaerellales, Mycosphaerellaceae. The record is from RefSeq and is a predicted model, not a curated record. The transcript has a single exon. Bases 1 to 2031 code for a protein of 676 amino acids. Gene Ontology annotation, biological process: protein ubiquitination; negative regulation of gene expression via chromosomal CpG island methylation. Gene Ontology annotation, molecular function: ubiquitin protein ligase activity.
AUGGGUGCUGAGAUUUCAAAGACCGCGCUCACGCCGGAGGAAAAAGCGUGGGCCUUACAGAAAGCUCACGACGACAUCCACGGCACCGCCGCGGCUGCUGCACCACCACAGCGAGUCAAUGCCGCAAGCUUGCCCCGCAACGACAGUGUUAUAGCUGUUGACGGUAGACGGCCUCCGGAACGUCAGCCGUCUGGGCAGACAUCUCUCUCUGUCGUACGCGAAGCCCAGCGAGAUGAUGGAGCGGAGGGGCUACUCCGACAAGAGCGAUUGGAGCAUGACCAGUCAGUCAAGGCCCAAUCCGAGAAAGAGCGUCUCGACAAUGACCGUAGUGUGAAGUCGCGUCUUGCCGCAGGGCGAGGAAAGCAAGUUCGUUUGAACGUCUCCUGCCCAAAUAAGGAAGCUGCUAAUGAUCCCGUCAAGCAGGAGCGAGACCGCCACCCUGGAUUCCCGUCGCACCAGCAAACCAACUCUCAGAUGAUUCGCGACAAGGAGAAUGCGGAGAAGCACCGGCUUAGAAUUGAGCGGACAAAAAAAGAGCGGCUAGAGAGAGAAGCCGCUGAGGCAGCGAAGCGAACUCCAACUCGGCAACCACACGCUGGCGACGAGAACGCAAUGUGGCAGCAGACCAAGGCCACUAGCCAGGCCAACGCUGCCGCACUGCACAAGAAGAAGCUGGGAGAACAGGCCGCGGUGUUGGAAGCUGAAGCCGAGAAGAAUCGUAGGGCCCUCCAGGAGCGCGAGAAGGCGAGACGGGAGAAAGAGCAGCAGAAGGUCGCCGGACCACCGGUAGAGACUACGGAAGAAGGAAAUAAUAAGCGUUCCUUGUCAGUUGCUGGCUCCUUGCGGGGCGACAAGGGUACAGCUAUGGGGGAGCAAUCUCUUCCAACACGAACACAACGACCGCAGAGCAUCGCCAACAGCUCAAAGCGUCCAGCAACCGAGCCGGUAGGAAGAAUACCCAAGCGCUCGCGUCUGAGCAUCUCGUCUGCUUCUCCAGUCUCUCCAAUGUCGUCUGGCAGCGCAGAUGGACAGCGCCAGCCUCCGGACUGGUACAAGGCCCUGAAGCGGGAAAACAGCCGGAACUCGGACGAGUCUGGAGCGGAUACAAUGAUGAAGAGUCUGAAGGACAAAAUCGCAAGAUGCAAAUCCGGAAACACCAACGAUGCCGAUUUCAACGCCGUCCGUAGAUGCCUUCACGGACUCGUCUUCCAGAAAGUCCACGGCAAGCUCCUGCGCAACAACAUGAUGCUUCACAACGAAGACGGUCUACCGCAACUUUUCGAUGUACGUUACUCCAACGGCGUGGAUUACCCCUUCGAUAUUCGCGCCGACGCUGAAGAGCUAUAUAACAAAUGGUCCCGUCAAAUCUUCGAGACUGACCUCCUUCGCGGCAUUAUCGCCAAAGGAGGAGCAGCGGGAGCAGACCGCAAUGCUGACAGUAUUGACCCCAAGUGGCCGACCGUCAGCGCUCGGUAUCACGGCAAUGGAAAACUGCUCAAUGGCCAAUGGUGGCCCACGCAGCUGACGACCUUCCGCGAUGGUGCACACGGCGUAACUCAGGGAGGCAUCUGCGGCGCGACAGGCCAUGGUGCGUAUUCCUGCAUCCUCUCUGGAGGACAAGAUUACGCCGACGAAGAUCACGGGGACUGGCUUCUCUACUGCGGCACGGAUUCCAAGACCGGCGAACCGACCGACUACACCAAGCACAUGAUCGAGAGCGUCUCUUCCGGCCUUCCGGUGCGGCUCCUACGGUCCCACAAUUGUCACAGCCAGUGGGCACCACAGCACGGCUUCCGUUAUGACGGUCUCUACGAUGUCGUCUCGAUGGAGAGAUUGGAUCCGCCGGGUUCCUUGCGUCAACGUCACCGCUUCAGACUGGAGAGACGGCUCAAUCAGGACCCGAUUCGAGGUGGCCAGGGCCCGGCAACUCGUCCGACACAGCAGGAGGUCGAGGCGUACACGAAGGGUCAGCGUUUCCGUGGUAUUGGCGUCAAGGGCAAGAAGGGAACGGUGUUUCCGACCUUCGGUUGA